Messenger RNA from Trichomonas vaginalis G3, 717 nucleotides. RefSeq names its product ubiquitin conjugating enzyme protein. The record is from RefSeq and is a predicted model, not a curated record. The transcript has a single exon. Lineage: Eukaryota; Parabasalia; Trichomonadida; Trichomonadidae. The coding region runs from base 1 to 717 and encodes 238 amino acids.
AUGGCUGAAGAAGAAGAAGUUCUUUAUAUAGAAUACGAAGAGGAAGAUGAAGAAUCCAGUAGUAGUGUUGAAAUUGAGUUUGAUACAAAUACUACACCGAGUUUUCAUAGAGUCUUAACAGAUUCAGAUAUCACAAGGAUGGCAAUGAAUGACAUUAAAAAGAAAUACAACGGAAGUAGUAAUUCUUCUGUAGAUGAGAGGAUUGUUCGUGACUUUUAUACAAUAUCAAAGAGGCAUCCAAAAGAACUUGGAUUUACAGUGCUGCCUUAUAACAAUGACAUACAUGUGUGGGAGGUUCGUUUAUGGAGUUUUGAUAAAGACACUCCAAUCUACAAAGAUAUGCAGAUAUUUGAAGCUAAGACAGGAAGAAAUUAUAUUGAAUUAAGAGUCUCAUUUCCACCAAAUUAUCCAAUUCAUCCGCCUUUCAUUCGUGUAGUCUACCCACGCUGCACAGGAGAAAGAGUCUUAAAUGGUGGAGCAUUUUGCAUUUCUGCUCUAACAUUGACUAAAGAAGAUGGCUGGUCACCAAUAUAUGAUUUUGAGGAUCUGCUUUCUAGUAUACUUGUAGAAAUGCGCUCUCAAACCGUAAGUGAUCCUCUGCGUAUUAAUUUUGAAAAUGAUACACCGUAUUCUGUUCAAGAAGCAAUUAGUACGUAUAGACGACUUGCAGGUAUUCAUGGUUGGACAGCUGUUAUUAAGGGAUAUACUCCUCAAUAA